Alternaria triticimaculans is the source of this 867-nucleotide messenger RNA. RefSeq lists its product as uncharacterized. NCBI's taxonomy places the organism in Eukaryota, Fungi, Ascomycota, Dothideomycetes, Pleosporales, Pleosporaceae. The transcript has a single exon. The coding region runs from base 1 to 867 and encodes 288 amino acids. The record is from RefSeq and is a predicted model, not a curated record.
AUGGACAUGCCUUUCCGUCCGGCGCUAAAGCGUUCUGCCGACGCACUUACCGUUAACGAAGACCGCAACACUAAGCGUGCUCGCGAAAGCCACGACUCAGACCAAGCGAAACCAGGAAAUACCCCGGUGGAUGACUGCCUCUUGCUCAAAACCCCCAAGUUCUUCGCGAAGGCUUACAUAGCCGGACUCGAGCGUCGGCGUCAGGAGCCACGUUAUCUGGACGAGGAUCAAGUUAGCUCUCGAAUGAGCGCGCGUGACCGCCGAGAUAUCUCCCGAUCCGCACUGCGCCCUCAGAGUCACCGUCCACGCAUGACAGCACAUAAAGCCAAGAGCCCCGAUGCACAGCCCGUCCCGCAAACGACCUCUACGCCUAAGCUAAAGACCGAAGACUUCGGAGACCGGAUCGAUUUCCUGAACUUCGGAUACGAUGAUUUCCAGCCCAAAACGCCAGAGGAGAGGCUGAUGAAGUACCGAGCUGAUGUUGAGUUGUCCAAAGUGCACGCAAAGCGCUACAAGCUUAUGGCAGAUCGCAAAUCGAAAAGCUUUUAUUCCGACAAAGUACCGCCUAGGACGGACGAAACUGGAGACAGCCUUUACUUCCUGAAGGAAUACGACGACAUCAAGCCCAAGACACAGGAGGAAAAGUUGAUGAAGCUUAAGGCCGAUGUCGAAUUCUCGAAGAUACAUCAGGAUCGGUACAGGUUCAAAACUGCCGAGCUGUUGUUCGAGGGCAGAGCAAUAUUCGCGCAGCUCCUAGUGGAUGUUGAGGAGUCUCGAUUGAAGCUCAGACGGGAUACUGCUGCUGAUGCAAAUCCGAAAGCUCCCUGGUCUAGCCUCGAAGAGCGAAACCAUGGCGCAGAAGGUUAG